Molecule: messenger RNA, 756 nt
Organism: Angiostrongylus costaricensis
Lineage: Eukaryota; Metazoa; Nematoda; Chromadorea; Rhabditida; Metastrongylidae
Source: the annotation of a GenBank genome assembly
GACGUCUCUGAAAGUAAUUGUAUAGAUUUCCAGCAUAUGUUUUUCAGAAAACCAAUACAAAAUGUGUAUUUUUGGCCGUCGUUGAGCGAAUACGAACGACUAGUUCUCAGAGAUGCCUUCUUCCAAAUUGGUCGACGCACUUGCGUGAAAUUCGUCGAGCAAGAAUACAAGCCAUGGUUCCAUGCUGAUCGUUGGGAUGCAACGAAACCGUACGUCAUCAUUCGUAAAAGCGAAAAAUAUGCAGCUUAUUCCAGUAACACAGUUGAAGACACGGCUGAGCGAACUAUUCUUUACAUUUCUGAAAACGCAUUCUACAUGGAUACAUUUAAUCACUCACGUGGAGCCAUCAUGGAUCAGUUAGUACGCUUUCUAGGUACGUUCAUUCGUUUAUUUAUUCAUUUGCUUGUUAACAUAGUUGCUUGUUUUUUCUAUGGCUGCAUUUCGCACAUUCCAGUUUAUCAAGCUGCUCAACUCAUGUGGCCUUUCGAUCCGGAAAGCGUUACCGUACCACUUUGGGCUAGGGAUAAGUAUCGUCUCACCCAAUAUUGUCCGGCCAGGAAUGAUGCGGAUAUCGGUGCAGGACAAAGAGUCGGCCUUCUAACCAAAUGGGACACGGUCAAACUGAACACGAUGUACUGUCCAGAACGGGUUCACGCCGAUCCACAACGUGGUCCAUGUGUUGUGCCCCGACAAAAAGACAUCGAGGAAUUCAAGUACCGUGUUUGGGCCUAUAAACGACUGCUGAAUAGAAACUGA